Molecule: messenger RNA, 9872 nt
Organism: Acanthopagrus latus (yellowfin seabream)
Lineage: Eukaryota; Metazoa; Chordata; Actinopteri; Spariformes; Sparidae
Gene: plxnb3
Product: plexin B3
Exons: 42
Coding region: 445-6231 (1928 amino acids)
Biological process (GO): negative regulation of cell adhesion; regulation of cell shape; semaphorin-plexin signaling pathway involved in axon guidance
Cellular component (GO): semaphorin receptor complex
Molecular function (GO): protein binding; semaphorin receptor activity
Source: RefSeq, a predicted model, not a curated record
GGAGCGGGGCGGGGUCUGUGUCGAACCUGUUGUGAGGCUCUCGGCCCGGAUCGUGUACGUUUGCGUCUCUGCUGGACUCGCUGCGGGUCUCUGGAAGUUCUCCCGGGCCGGUUGGACCUCGGCGGAGUGGAGCAGCCCGCUGAGAUCAGCAGACAAACAGGAAGUGAUUCAUUGCUUGACCUCACUGUUGGCCUUGAAGGCAGAUGGUUGAUGAGGAGCGAAUAAAGGAACGAUCCACCCAAAACACUCCUGGUGUGGGCAGAGAGCCAGGACAGGAAGUUUCUGCUGCCAUCCACGGCGCUGCUGCUGCAUCGCUUCUUGAUUCUACAAACUACAGGACAGGUCGAGGCUUACUGACGAAUCAUCCUCCUGAUGAAGAAGGUUCCUCCUCCUCCUCACAUCACACACGCAGCAGGUUGCCUCAACAGGUAAAGAGGAGCUGCCAUGUUGGCCUCCUCCAUCCCCUCAUCACUCCUCUUCCUCCUCCUCCCCUUACUCCUCCCCCCUCCCUGUCACCCAGCUGAUGUCAUCGCAAACUCUGAUCCCUCAGUGCGAUGGGUGGAGCUCAAUGGCGCCCCCCUCUCUCACCUGGUUCUGGAACCAGGGGUAGGACAUCUUUAUGUGGGCGGGGUUGACCACCUUUACCAGCUAACCUCUGACCUGGAGGUGAUGUCACACGUGAGGACUGGCCCUCACCUGGACUCCCCAGACUGCCUCCCCCCGAUCGUCCCCCAGGACUGCCCCUCAGCCACGCCCACUCACAACCACAACAAACUGCUGCUGAUGGAGGCGGGACAGGGGGUGCAGCCAGGGAGUCUGAUUGUCUGUGGUUCACUCUUUCAAGGCAUCUGUGACAAGAGGAGUCUGACCAACAUUUCUCAGCUCAUCUAUCAGACCUCCAACCCUGUCGACACUCAGUACGUUGCUGCCAAUGACCCUCGAGUCUCCACCGUUGCCCUAGUGAUAACCACAGAGAACAAACAGGAGGGGGGCGGGGCUGGUGGUAUCAUGAGUUUGAUGCUGGUUGGACGAGGCUAUACCAGUAAAGGUCCUGGUGACAUCCCACCAAUCACGACGCGGCGGCUUUCCCCGGUGGUCCCACCUCGCCGGGCAUUCUCUCAGGAGGAGGAGCUGGGGAAACUGGUCGUAGGUAGUUACUCCGAGUACAAUAACCACUUUGUGAAGGCUGUGGCCUACGGCAACCACAUCUACUUCCUGUUCUCUCGGCGGGACAUGUGGCACAAGAAGGAGUACCGGACCUACGCCUCUCGACUCUGCGUCUCCGACCGCAGCUUUUACUCAUAUGUGGAGGUGCCGCUGAUGUGCAGCGGCGGAUACAACCUGGCUCAGGCGGCGUGGUUAGGUAACCACUCAGGUGAACCCGCCCUUUUCGUCAUCAUGGCAGCGGGCCAAGCGUCCACGCCUGUGGCCACUGGUCGCUCAGCACUGUGUGUUUAUGGGAUGGCAAAGCUGGACGCCAUGUUACUGAGAGCACAGGAAGUGUGUUACACGGAAGGAGGACGAGGCAGCAGCGGACAGGAGGAGGCCUACAUCGAAUAUGCUGUGUCAUCAAAAUGUCUAAAACUACCAAAGGACUCUCUAUCAGAGUACCCCUGUGGGGGUGAACACACCCCCAGCCCCAUCGCCAGUGCCAUACCGCUCCCGGCCACGCCCACCUUCACCUCAACCACCCAGCUGACUGCUGUCACCACAGCAACAGAGGCGGGCCACACCAUCGCCUUCCUGGGAAACAGAGAGGGACACCUGCACAAGGUGUUGGUGCGCUCUGAUUGGUCAGGUGAUCUGUAUGGCACUCUGUUGGUCGACAGUGACGGCAGCAGCAUCAGUGCUGACCUCCUAUUGGACGAGAACCAGCGGCAUGUUUAUGUUUUAACCAGCAGCAGGCUGUCUAAGGUUCCUGUGUCCUCAUGCGAGAGACAGACAGACUGUCAGUCGUGUCUCGCUGUCAGAGACCCGUACUGUGGCUGGUGUGUCCUUGAAGGGAGAUGUUCCCGUAAACAUCUGUGUCAGCGUCACACGCAGCCCAACCAUUGGCUUUGGAGCUUUGAACCAACCAAUCAGUGUGUGGCGGUGCAGAGUCUGCAGCCAGCCAACCAGAGCAAAGAUGAGCAGACACAGGUAACCCUGUCAGUUAUCCAGCUUCCUGCUCUCACUGAGGCUGAGUCUCUGUCCUGCGUAUUUGGGCUCCUCCCACCACAGCCUGCCAUCGUCAUGGGAACCAGCAUUACCUGUCAGUCACCUGCACCAGAGCUCCUCCCCACCAUGCCAACAGGAAGUGAUCAUGUGAUCCUGCCUGUCUCACUGGUGUUUGGUCGCGUCACCAUCACUACUGGCAACAUGACCUUCUACGACUGUGGAGCCGUGAGCCGACUGAACCAGAGCUCCCAGUGUCUGGCCUGUGUCAGCAGUGUUUGGAGGUGUAACUGGUGUCCUCUGGAUCAACUCUGCACUCACAACCACAGCUGUCCCAACCAACACAUCAUCCUCAACCAGAGACAGGACUCUCCUGGUCCCACUUCCUGUCCUCUGGUCUUCGCCCUGCAGAGUUCUGCUUUAGUGCCGCUGGGCAUGAGCACCACUGUGGUGCUGCGAGGACGAAACCUGGACAUCUACACGGAUGAAGCUCAGUAUGUGUGUGUUGUUGAAAUCGAAGGCAUUCAGUUAAAUCUGACAGCUGCAGUGGAGAAAAAGCACAGCAACACGAACACGUUCACCUGCAACCCUCACCAGUUUCAAUCUGCUGUCAGUCAGCUUCAGUAUUCAGCUCCUGUCUAUCUGCGUAGAGGAGACAGACGCAUCGAUGCCUCACCUGACCUCCGAUUGCAGCUGUAUGACUGCUCAGCUGGCCAAUCAGAUUGCUCCCAGUGUAGGGCGGUGCCUGAGGAGUACGGCUGUGUGUGGUGUCCAGGAAGCCCCUCCCCCAGUUGUGUUUACAACCAGUCCUGUAGCAGCGUACCUGCAGACUCCUGCCCUCCUCCUCAGAUCACACAGGUGUUACCUGUUUCUGGUCCUCUGGAGGGUGGAGUCCUGGUGACAAUCUCAGGUUCUAAUCUGGGCAUGAGGUACCAGGAUGUGGUGGGCAGAGUCACAGUGGCAGGUGUUCUGUGUCUGCCCCAACCUGAAGGAUACCAGAUCUCCACCAGGGUUGUGUGUGAGCUGCAGCCCAGUGGGAAGCAGAGGGAGGGGCCUGUACUGGUUACCAUGGGAACAGCUCCAGCUGGAAUGUCAACACAGAUCUUCACCUAUCAGGACCCUCAGGUUCUGGAUCUGAUUCCUGAUAAAGGUCCCGUCUCUGGAGGAACCAGACUGACCAUCAGAGGACGACAGCUGCUGACAGGACAGAGGUCAGACCUGAGUGCCUUCCUGGGUCCCCGGCCCUGCUACAUCGUGGAGGAGGUCACUGACAGCCAGUUGGUGUGUCAGACUGGUUCCAGUAAUCAGACUGGUGGAGUUCCAGUUCAGGUUCUGUUUGGGAAGGCGGAGAGAACUGUUCCUGGCAUUACCUUUCAUUACCUUGACGACCCCGUCAUCACCGACGCCAAACCUGCUGAGAGCUUCUACGCAGGUGGGCGUGUCAUCACAGUGACGGGCAGGAACCUCGAUGUUGUGCAGCAGCCAAUCAUAGCAGUUUGGGUGGAGCCUCUGGAGGUACAGAGGGUGAAACGCAGGAGACGAUUGGCUCUGCUCACCGCCAAGCAGCAACUGGUCUUCAACAGCACCAUGACAACGGUUGUGGAGCGCUGCACUGUCCUGUCAUCCUCUCAGAUGACCUGUCUCACCCCCACAGUGACACCAGAGGUCAAAGUGAAGGGAGUCUGGUUCCAACUGGAUAAUGUCAGAGUCCACUAUGAGAGCAUCAAGGGUAAAAGCUUCACGUAUUAUUCCAACCCGGAGUUUUUCCCUCUGAAUAGAGACGCUCCGUAUCGCUUCAAACCAGGAGGAGUGAUCGCUGUGGAGGGUCAGGAUCUGACCAGAGCCAUCUCCAGACAGGAAGUGACGGCUCGGCUUGGGGAUCAGGAGUGUGAGGUGAAAACUCUGGACAACACUCACCUGUACUGUGAACCUCCAGAGAUCCAACCAAUGAGUGUGGACGACAGCAACGAGCUGCCCAGCCUCAAGGUGUUCAUGGGGAACCUGCAGGUGGACCUGGGCUUGGUUCAGUACGACAGUGACUCUCUGCUGCCUCCCGUCCCAUUGGCUGCUCAGAUUGGUUUGGGGGCUGGAGCUGCUGUCAUCAUCCUGUCAGUGCUGGUCGUCAUCCUCAUGUACAGGAGGAAAAGUAAACAGGCACUCAGAGAUUAUAAAAAGGUUUUGCUGCAGCUGGAAACUCUGGAGAUCAACGUGGGAGACCAGUGUCGCAAAGAGUUCACUGACCUGAUGACAGAGAUGAUGGACCUGAGCAGUGAUGUUGGAGGACCAGGGCUCCCCCUGCUGGACUACAGGACAUAUGCAGAGAGAGUCUUCUUCCCGGGCCAGCAAGUGGCACCGCUAAGCCGCCAGCUGGACCUGCCAGAGUCCAGGAGGCAGACUGUGGAACAGGGUCUCCAACAGCUCAACAACCUGCUGAACAACAGACUCUUCCUCACCAGGUUCAUCCACACUCUGGAGGCCCAGCAGGGCUUCUCUCAGAGAGACCGGGGUUACGUUGCCAGUCUGCUCACCAUGGCUCUGCACGACAAGCUGGAGUACUUCACCGAGGUGAUGAAGAGUCUCCUGCAGGACCUGGUCCAACAGUACGGCGCCAAGAACCCCAAACUGAUGCUGCGCCGGACAGAGACAGUUGUAGAGAAGAUGUUGACUAACUGGAUGUCAAUCUGCCUCUACUCCUUCCUCAAGGAGGUGGCAGGUGAGCCUCUCUAUAUGCUCUACAGAGCCAUAAAGUAUCAGGUGGAUAAAGGACCAGUCGACGCUGUGACAGGAAAAGCCAAACGGACGCUGAACGACAGCCACCUGCUGCGCGAGGACAUCGACUACUGCGCUGUGACUCUGACAGUGUUGGUGAAGAAUGGAGCUGAAGUUCAACCUUGCCCUGUCAAAGUGCUUGACACUGACACAAUCACACAGGUGAAGGAUAAGAUCCUGGAUCAGGUAUACAGAGGAGCUCCGUUCUCUCAGAGACCAGCAGCAGACAGUCUGGACCUUGAGUGGCGUUCGGGUCAGGCAGGUCACCUGACCCUGUCAGAUGAUGAUGUCACAGCAGUGGUGCAAGGUCGCUGGAAACGAAUGAACACUCUGCAGCACUACAAGGUUCCGGAUGGCGCUACCGUUGCACUGAUUCCUCGUUCGCAGAGUUCAAGUGGAGUUGGUGUCAACCAGGUUUUCCAGACUGGAGAGAGAAGGUACUCCCAAACAUGGACAGGACAUGAGCAGCAUGACAUCGGAGAUCCGGCAUCAAAGCAGAAAGCAGUUGACGAAACGCCGAUGCUAGAGGGCGAGGAGGAGGAGGGGCUUCGUCUGUGGCACCUGGUGAAGAGCAGCGAAGAUCCAGAGAUCCCAAAACACAGAAAGAGCAGCAUGAGGGAGCGAGAGAGGGCCAAGGCCAUACCUGAGAUUUACCUGACCAGGCUGCUGUCCAUGAAGGGGACCCUGCAGAAGUUCGUGGACGACGUCUUCGUGGCGAUCCUCAGUACGAAGCGUCCUCCUCCGAUUGCUGUCAGGUUCUUCUUUGACUUCCUGGACGACAUGGCGGAGAAACAUGGCAUCGACGACCCAGAGACUGUCCACAUCUGGAAGACCAACAGUCUCCCUCUCAGGUUCUGGGUGAACAUUCUGAAGAAUCCUCAGUUUGUUCUGGACGUUCAGGUGAGCGACAGCAUCGACGCCGUCCUGUCUGUCAUCGCCCAGACCUUCAUCGACUCCUGCACCACCUCCGAGCACAAAGUGGGACGGGACUCUCCUGUAAACAAGUUGCUGUACGCCAGAGAGAUUCCCCGAUACAAACAGCUGGUGGAGAGGUAUUACAGUGAUAUCCACAGCGCUGCAUCAGGCUGUUAUCAGGAGAUGAACUCAACUCUGACUGAACUAUCUGGGAGUUUUGCUUCAGAGAUGAACAGUCUCGUUGCUCUUCACGAACUCUACAAGUACAUCAACAAAUAUUAUGAUCAGAUCAUCAUGUCCCUGGAGGAGGACAGUUCAGGUCAGAAGAUGCAGUUAGCCUAUCGGUUGCAGCAGGUCGCCGCCCUGGUGGAGAACAAGGUCACUGACCUCUGAUGACCUCUGACCCCGUGACCCAGAGGUCAGUCUGACCCCUGUUAAGAAAGAGGAGGAUGAAGAGGAGGAUGAAGAGGACGCCUGCUGUUGAACAUCUUCAGCAGCCCAGAGAGACUGAAACCACAAGACUGCUGUUAACUGUCUUCCUGCUGUGUGUGUGUGCGUGUGUGUGUGUGUGUGUGUGUGUGUGUGUGUGUGUGUGUGUGUGUGUGUGUGUGUUUUUUUUAUAGUCCGACUCAGGAGUUCUUGAGGUUCCUUAACUCUGCAGCAGUCAAACUAGACUUAAUCCUGAACUGAACCUAGUCCAGACCCGGAUCAGACCCAGUUCAGAACCGGUUCACACCUGGACCUGCUUCUAGACCAACCCAACUUCAGGAACGACAAUCUAACCAAUAAGAUCAGGGAACAUGAUCGUCACCUGCUGCCUUGCACUACAUUUCCCAGAGUUCCCUGCUGCUCUGCUACCUGUCUGGAGUCAGAAAGCACAAUUUGAAUAAUAGUUUCUAUUCUGAUCACAUGUAUUGAUUAUUGAUUAUUGACUGCUGAUCUCAGACACACUGGAUGCUUUUUCUUGCCUUUCUACUGAAACCAGCAGAACUCUGCACCCUGACCCAGGAGCUUUAAAGUUUCACUGAACUGAAGCAAUAAUCAGGUCCAGGUAACCCUCAGGACCUGACCCGUCCCACACCUGUUCCAAGUCUUCCUCAGUGCCAGGUCCAGUCCAGAUUGACUACCGGGUCCUCGGGUUUCUACAGAUCCCAGUACAUUGGAGACGACAUCAUGCUGAAUGUUGUCAGCCAACCAGCAUGCAGGAGAUGAGCGGCUUGAGAGUGAUGAAGGAACACGAGCUGGUGGUGUUGCCGUGGAGACUGUACUGAUGAUUUCAUUCCAUCUGCUGACACAUUGGGUUAGAAAUUGGUUUUUGAAAAUGCCGACACAAGAGGGUCUUCAGAACUUCACAGGUCUAGUCAGUUCUGAACCCAGAGACCAUUCUGAUCCUGGUCCAGUAACCGAAUGGUUCCACUUGGAUCACCUUGGAUCAAGUUCCUCUGUGAUCAGGUCCGACAGUCCUUCCUUUGGUUCCUUGUUGUUCUCAUCUCAGUGCUCUCAGGUCCAGGCAGCACCACUUACAGGUUCCUUUUUGAAUCAGGUACAUUUUUAUAGUUAUGACGACAAUGACUCCGCCUUCAUUCGUGUCUGGUUGCAUUUGGCUCCAAUGUGAGACAACUCACCCCGUUGCUCCCAGUGUGCAGGUGAAUGUGAGCAGGCUCAGCUGCUCUGAGAUCAGAGUGACGUGGUGACUUUAGAGCUCAUAUUAGCACUCACAGAAGCCAAAUGAAAACGCUGACUAAGGUGAUGAAGCUGACCUGCUCCGACCAAAGAGGAUUCAUUAUACUGACACAAAGCUAGUUAGCUACGUUAGCUUCAUCCAUUUUGGACACUCGUAGCUGAGCUCUGUCAGGACGUCCCUCUCUUGGUCAUCGACAGGAAAAAAUGGCUGUUUGAACGGCUGCUUUUGCAAGUUAGCUAACAUGCUACCUAGCAUCUUAAACAGUGGAUGAAGGAAUCCACUUUUGGGGGGUUAGGGUCCUGAAAGGAACAAACACAGAAACUAGAAGCACACUGAAAAUCAAGUUUAUCAUUAAAGUGAAACUGCUGACAGAGAAAAGAACUGAAAGAAGAUAAAACAAUCUGUGUGUGUGUGUGUGUGUGUGUGUGUGUGUGUGUGUGUGUGUGUGUGUUAGUUAGGUAGUUACUAACUUAUGUGUACAUACUGUAAGUCCUAUUUAAACCUAUUUAUCCCAGCUGUGCCUUCACUCUUGCAGCUAGGUGGCGCUGUCUGUCUGUUCUGACAGCAGCCAUAUUGAUCAUGUGUCCCAGUGCAUCAUGGGAAGAUACAUAAAUUUAAAUCUUAACUCUGGACUAUGGAGGGAAAACAACAGCGACUUAUGUACAUAUGACUUAACUCUAACAGUAUCACUACAUAUACAGAGGCCUACAUGCUAACAGCUAACAUGCUAUAAUGCAGAACAACUAGCAUAACAUCAUGCUAGGUUGAAAAUAAGUCUCAGCUGCUCACUCACGUACCUUAGUAGAGUUUGUUGUGUAAUCUGCUGUUGUGUCAAGAAUUAUCUGGGAAAUUCAAAAUUUAAAGACUUCAUAACAUGUUUGCAGCUACUAUGCUAGCUAGAAACAGCAUUACAGACACUCUAGGUGUUUGUACAGAAUGUUGUGCUAGCUACAGUGCACGAUAUCCUUGAACAAAGACAGCUACACACAGCUUGCUUUAUAGCAUGACAUCAGAUAGUAGCUUUUUGAAAUUUAUGCUGUCUGUUCUUUACCAGAUGUUUGUUGCAGGCAAAUGUCUGAAAUUACACAGUUGUAAAAUGUGGUAGUUCUUUAAGACUAGCUGUCUGUGGUUGUCUAACUACAGCUAGUGGUAUAUGCUAGCUCUUUGUUUAACCUUGUGUUAAAAGUAUUAUGCUAAAUAAACCACUAAAAACCACUGAAUGAACAGUUACAAACUGCAAGCAUGCUAAGUGCUACAUGUAGCGUCACAUCAGCUGAGUUCAGGUGUGUAAACACUAAGAUGCUUCCUGCGUGCUGUCCUUCAUAAUGAUGCUGUUCACAGAAACAAACCUUUGACUGCCAACAGUAAGCAUGUCACAUACUGUCAGCUGCACUGUCACAAAUAUCUGAGUUGACAGUGUGGACAUCACCCUGUGAUGUAAAAUACAGCAAUGAUCAUUAUCAGAAUGGUUGUUUGUCCUGACAAGACACUUCCUUGAUUCUGGACUGGAUACUUCCUGGGCUCUUGCUGUAUGUUAUUCAGUCUAAAUGGACUCUAAGUGAGACUGAGCCCAUCAGGCAAUAAUCUUCAGGCUGUCAGCUGUCAUUUCUGCUGCAGUUGACAGGUUUUAUUCUAAAUGGAGACGUUGGUGAAUGAUGUUCCUGCUGACUCAUCUUUUCCUCUUUGUCUUCUAAUAUUUCUGGUUAUUGCUGUUUGAUCUGAACGUCUCCUCAGUGUUUUUGCCUUGUGUGUUUUCUGAGCCUGUGUUUGACCUGUAGUUGUAGUUCUCUGAUCAGAUUAGAAUUCUGCAUGCAUGUGAUGAUGAUGAUGAUGAUGAUGAUGAAGAUUUCUGGUGCUUCUUCAGGCAGUAUUUGUUUUGUUUUUGAAAUAAAGGUGAGAGGCGGAGCUCUGACUCUGCUGUGUCACUGAUGAUCUAUGUAAAUGGAGGAAGAAGCUCUGACCUUUGACCUCCUGAUCUCUGUACAGUUUUCUAAUCUGGGACACGAUGAAACAGAUUCUCAGCUCUGAUUGGUCGAGCUAUGUUUGUUACUGAAACGUUUUUUUCUACAAGGGAAUAAAAACUUUAAAGGGUUUGUAUAAAAGCAUCCAGGAUCAGUCGUAAUGAAGCGUUCCUGCUGACGGUGUACAGUUUGCUAACAGUGUAAAUGUGCCUGUAAAUACCUGUCUGAUGAUGAUGAUGAUGAUGAUGAUGAUGAUGAUGAUGAUGAUGAUGAUGAUGAUGAUGAAGAAGAAGACAAGUCAGUCUGCAAUGGAAAUGUGUUUUUAUUGUAAGAGGCAGGAGGCCAAACAGUUUUUAUCAUGUAAAAAUAAAAUUAUAAUUUUAACAGUU